Molecule: messenger RNA, 3408 nt
Organism: Hemibagrus wyckioides
Lineage: Eukaryota; Metazoa; Chordata; Actinopteri; Siluriformes; Bagridae
Gene: rnf169
Product: ring finger protein 169
Biological process (GO): double-strand break repair
Cellular component (GO): site of double-strand break; nucleus
Molecular function (GO): ubiquitin-protein transferase activity; nucleosome binding; metal ion binding
Source: RefSeq, a predicted model, not a curated record
AUGCAAAAAGGGGCGGGGUUUGUUUUCAAACCGCAAGUGGAAAAGCAGCUGAAAAUGGCGGCGGCGGGGUGCGCCGGGUCUGUCAGCGGACUGGGACAGCAGCCUAAAGCGAGGCCUGGGGCCGUUUCUAAUCACCGUCGUGUGCGCUGUCUUACUCUGGAAGAAGCUCGGUGUCCGGUUUGCUUGGAGAUACUACUGGAGCCCGUGACUAUGCCGUGUAGACACUCGGUUUGCCUCCACUGUUUUAAGCGGACGGUGGAGUGUAGCGGGCUGUGCUGCCCGUCGUGCCGGCUGCGUGUGUCCAGCUGGGCCCGAAAUAAACAGUCCCGAGAGAAAAGCCUGGUCAACACCGAGCUCUGGGACAUGGUGCGCCAAAGUUAUCCGGAAAGAUGCGGCCGUAGACUGGAGCAGAGGGACCGAGUGAUGGCUUCGGAAGAUGUUUUCUGUUCGCCUAUACAGAUAUGUAAGCCUGGAGAAAUGCAACAUGAGUAUGAUAAACAAAAGAACAAGAUGAUGGAUGAUGAAACUGAAGAGAGAAUGAAGAAAUUACCCUGCCGUAAGAAAGGGGAAUGUGGACUGCAACAAUCUCAAGAUACUUCUUUAGGAGUGCUGUCAGACUCUGAGAAUGAAGAACCUAUGAGAAUGAAAACCAGGCAUGCAUCAGCAUUUGUGCGCAGAUCAAGGUUUUCACCAGCUUUAUGCAGAAGUCUGUACAACAUCAAUGUACAAAGGAGCCAAAGCUGUACUGACUCUGAGGAAGGAAGAAGAAAAGUCAGAGCUCAAUCACACCUUUCUUUAUCAGAAAAAGCCAGUAUUUGUCAUAGUUUCAAUGCAGGGAUACUCCUAUCCUCUGAGAACAGUCGUUCCUUCUCAGCACCAGUUCUUCCCCUUAACAAGAGGCAUCACUGGCGUUCCAUCUUGGCCUCUCCUCCUUCCUCUUUAGUGCCUCACACUAAACCUGAGCGGUCCGUCAGCCCAGAAAGCAAUGACAGCAUCUCAGAAGAGCUGAACCACUUCAAGCCCAUAGUUUGCUCACCAUGUACACCACCGAAGAGACUCCCAGAUGGACGGUUAAUGGAACCCACCAUAGUAAAAUCCACACCAAGGAACCUGACCUACAGCCUGCAGAAAAGCACCAGCUAUGAAGCCAGUCCUAGUAUCCUGCAGAAGUGGAAGCAGGUUGAGCUAGAUCGGCAGCGUGUCAAGUUUAUGUCUAAAGGGACCAUCACCAGUCCAGUGGUGGAUGAUUACAGCAUCACACAGAACUCUGAAGAAGACCAAGAGAACAAAUCCUGUAACUGUGGUCCCUUGGAGAAAGGCUUGCAGGGUCAACAUUGCACUUGUAAUGCAAAUACAAACUUGUCUAGAAAGCAAAAGUCUUUGCUGUACAAUAAGCGGCAGUUGAUUUUUGAUCAGUGUAACAAAGAUGAUGGUUCACAGUCUACAAAUGAACAUCCUACAUUCAUGGCACUUGGUAAUUUUGAUACUCAAAAGCAGUGUGGUGAUUGUGAACCACAUUGCACACCUUCAGGACGAGUUGAAAACUUGAAAUCACCCAUAGUGGACAAACAUAUGGGAGUUAGUCAUAAUCAGGGUAUAGAGGAUCUUCAGGACUUAAGGAAUGAGCCCACUGUCAGAAGUUGUGUACUUAACAGACCUACCUCAAGAAGGGGAAAAAAGAGGAGCCAGAAGACCAAACAUUUAGAAGAGACUAAACGGAUAAAAAUGUCAAAGAUAGAAAGCUGUGAUAGCUGUGACCCACAAUAUCAACAGGAUGAUUUAUAUGUCGAACGGAUCCAUCAAGAAAGAAUGGACAGAGAACUGGCAUUAAAGCUACAAAGACAGUUUGACAAAGAAAGCCAGAAAGUAGAAAGGCAUAGGAUGAGUUCUGAUAAAUAUCCUCUACGGUCCUGGAUUUGUGUAGAUGGUAGAGCAGCUCGUAAUCCACGCAGGUCAGGAAGGAUUUCUAGGAAGAUUAAACACUUUAAUUAAAGUCUUAAAGUUAUUGACCGGGGACAAAAGCAAACCUCUAUGACCCUAUCUGUAGGACAGAGAAUGCUGAUAUCUUUUGAGUGGUCUUAGUGACUGGGACCGAUGCUUAAGCUUGUCAUUUCACUUAUUUCAUACUAUAUAUCUCAGAGAAUUGUACCAAAUAGCUCUUUUCUCAAAUGAAAAUAUUGCAGAAUCUUAUGCCCUUACUAUAUUUCUUUUUAAUUUGGCACGGUGUAAUCAACCAGAAACUCCCUGUAGGACUGUUCUUCUUUGGGCAUUAAACAUAAAUAGUACAAAAUAAUGCACUGUUUUAUGCAGUGCAUUAUUAUUAUUAUUUUUUAGAAAUGUAAUAGUUAAUGUUAAAAAGAAAAUGUUCAGUAUUAAUUGUAAAUUUCUUACUUUAACAGGCAGUUGGGUUUAUAUUAGUGCUCAGUUGCUUGAGUGUCUGCCCAAGAGCCUCUUAAAGUGCCUGUCUAAAAUUAGAUUGAUUUGGAUAGCACUAUAAAAAAAGCUUUACAUUACCCAACUCACUGCAUUUAUUCUUAAAAGGUGUUCUUGUCUUAUCUUGCUUUGAAAGAAUCUUUUCUGCUUUGUCUUUAAUUUAAUUUACAUUAUGAGUUUCCCCCAUGUCCAUUAGGUUUGGACAUUGUGUAUUUUUUCGUGUCUUUCAUGUCUGUUAGAAUCUGACAUGAUAAAUUUUAAGGUAUUGCAAAAGUUUCGGCCAGCUUAACUUUAAUGAGAAAUAUAUAUUGCACUAUAUGCUUGAAUAAGCACACACAUAUUGCAUUUAAUCAUUGUAGACUUCUAAAACGGUUAUCUUUUCUUUUUCUUUUUUUAAAUUGAAUUGAUGAGGUUUUAUUCAUAUGACAAUUUUUUCAUCUAUUUAAAUUUAUCAUCUAUUCACACUUCGCCCUUAUGUUUAUUUUAUGAAACACAUUCGAUAUUUCUGUUCAGUACUGUAUGGGCGCUAAGUAAUACUAUUAAAAGAGCUUGGGUUUUGACUGUAUAUUAAUGUGGCUACAUGCGCAGAGAGUAAUGGAUGAGGCUUCUCAUCUCACUUCUUUGAUUGUUAAAGGUGUUGGUUGUGUUUGACAUGCAUGUUUGAAUGGCAUUUGGAGAAUGUUGUUUCUGAUUUGAAAGAUGCGUGAAUGAUGGGUCCGAAUGCAAGCAUUCUUAAUUUUCUUUCAAUAAUAUUCCAAUCAUGACAUUUUAAGCCAGCGGAUUAUGUGCUUAUCAGUUCAUCUUAACACUAUUAGUCUGCAUUGCAAUGUUAAUAAAUUAGCAGUACAAUUCAGUUAAAGUUUAUGUUAAAUUUUUAUCAUGCAUAAAUUAACAAAAGUUAAAUGUUAUUGUUUCCACAAGAAAUCAUGAAAUACUGGAGUAAAUAAAUUAUAAAUACCAAAUAAAACACUAUUU